UAUACAUAAAACACUUGGCAUUGUGUCUGUGUGCGUAAACUUGGGAUAUCGGCAUGUUGCCGGCGGACGAAAGCUUAAUAUUGUCAAAAACAAAUAACAACAAGAACGACAAUUGGGUCACCGGCAUGCUUUUUAGAACCAGCAUUAGUAGCAGGUCAACAAGUCACAAAUCUACAAAGGUCCAAAGGAGUGGGAAAAAUAGAUAAAGAAAGAGUUAAAUUAAAGGCCUCAGGAGAUCAAUAGCAAAGCAAACAGUAACACGAAACACUUUAUGUAUAAUAAUAUAAAUGACUAUUGUACCGCCAUCAAGUAGGAGGCUUGGGCUAAUUGUCAACUGGAAAUCGCUGACUGGAACGUCUGAAAGAGAAACAGAUCAGCUGUUGUCAAAGUUAAGUGGGCUUACGGUCAACUGGAAAUCGUUGCCAAAAAUUGUGGGAACAUUGAACGCAGAAGAACAGCUGAUGUCCAAGUCAAGUGCGAGUGAAAAGGAUGGUGCAGCAGACGCUUUGGCUAUACGCAUUAAUUGUAUUGAAAACGGCUUGGCGGAGCACAAUAUUAAUUACGAUAAAUGGAUGGGAAAGUCCCUAACACUCAGUCAGCAGCAGCAGCAGCACCAGCACCAGCACCACCAGCACCAGAACUAUCAGCUGCACCACCAUCACCAGGAGCCAAGCAACAGAACAAUAACUCCACCGACGACCAUUGACAAAAAACAUAUGCCAAAAGCUCGAAAACGAAAUCAACCAACGACCGCUCUCUUAAAACCAGCUACAAUGCAUCGAAAGUCCAAAUGUAAAAGCAAGAGUAACAAAAAAACCAUUCUUGCCAAUCGAACAACAACAAUAAUAGCUAAAGUUUGCACUGGCAAAGAACAAGGGCAAGAACAACAACAACAACAACAAUGUAUUAAGCAUUUUAAUACAAUGCACCUCAAGAGCCACCCCCUAUGCCCUCAGUCGCCGCCAACAGUGAUCGCAGCUGAGCAAAAAUCUAACGAUGACAGUACGAGAAGUAUUAACAUAAGCAAUAAGAAGAAGAAGAAUCAUUCCGUGCGUUUCAAAAUGUUAGUUCCAUUGCCCAGUUUGGGUGCCACAUCUCUUGUCACGCUACUGACGAUCAUUUGCAUAGAAACUGUCCUACUCUCCACAAUGUCCAGUUGCGCUAAGACAUUCUAUAUGCAUUGGAAUACAUCGAACAGCAUAUUUCGGAUCGAUAAUACGGAUCAUAUUAUUGACGUGAACAAAGGCAAUCUAGCAUUUGAGUUCGAUCAGGUGCACAUAAUAUGUCCAGUUUAUGAGCCCGGGGCAUUUGAGAAUGAAACAGAGAAAUACAUUAUAUACAAUGUAUCCAAAGUGGAGUACGAAACAUGUCGCAUAACGAACGCCGAUCCGCGAGUAAUAGCUAUAUGUGAUAAGCCUCAGAAAUUAAUGUUUUUUACGAUAACUUUCCGGCCAUUUACACCACAGCCAGGUGGUUUAGAGUUCCUACCUGGAAAUGACUACUAUUUCAUUUCGACGUCAUCGAAGGACGAUUUGUAUCGUCGCAUAGGUGGUCGCUGUUCCACAAAUAAUAUGAAAGUUGUGUUCAAAGUAUGCUGUGCGCCCGAAGAGAAGAACAAGACAACGGAGACAACAACACUGCUGGGCAAUAUGCCAGGUGUGGACAGUGGAGGAACGGCCAAUAGGAACAAUGGCGUCGAUAAUGCUGCAGUUAAUGUUGAUCCUAAUCGAAAUAUGAAUAGCCAAAAUGGAAUUAAUACAAUUGGCAUGGGCAUUGGCAGUGGAUCGGCAGCUGGGAACGGUGUUCAAAUGAAGCCCGUCAAUGGCAUGGGCACUUCGAUCAAUACUAAUAUCGAUCAAUUUAAUCGCAUACCCAUUCAACCGAAUGUAAUUGCAGCAGGAGGAGGAGGAGUGGGAGCUAUAGGAGGCGGAGCUGGAGGAUCGGGCAUAAUGCACUCACCUGGCCAUGGCAGCAUAAAUAUGCUGCCACCUGGACGGGGCGGCAUUCACAUGCCUUAUCCCAACCAUCAUCAUAUACAGUCUGGCAUUCGGAUUAAUAAUGUGCCAACGCAACAGAAUAAUCAACAUCCACAUCACAAAGGCAAUCUGAAUAAUAUGAACAGUAAUGAUGAUCAUCACAAUUAUGAUAAACAUCCAAAUGAAGUAGUUAAAAACGAAGAGCUGACCUACAACGGUGGAUCGGGUCAAGCGACGCUUAGUCGCCACUUCGAUUCCUACUUAUGGAUCUGGAGUUGGCUGCCUGGGGGCACUAUUACAACAACGAUCCUUAUUGCCAGCAUAGUAUACACAUUUCAUUAUCUGUUGAGGACAUUAAACAACGCAAUGGAUCGUGGCAGGGAAAUACUGGAUAUAUACCGGUGAAUGAGCUGAAUGGCUGACUCGGCUGAAAGAUAAAGAUAUUAAAAGCCAUCAUAAUGUAACAUCACACGUGAGACUACUAAAUUGUCGGGGAGUACUCUAUGUAAACAUAGUUAUACGACGUGCUUAUGUAUUUUGAAAAUAAGAUCGAUUCAAGAAUCGACGAACAGACAGAAACACAGAGAGAGAGAGAGAGAGAGAGAGAGAGAGAGAGAGAGAGAGAGAGAGAGAGAGAGAGAGGAAGAGAGAGAAAAGUAAUUGAGGAAAAGA
This is a messenger RNA of Drosophila hydei, 2648 nucleotides long. RefSeq lists its product as uncharacterized. Bases 288 to 2381 code for a protein of 697 amino acids. NCBI's taxonomy places the organism in Eukaryota, Metazoa, Arthropoda, Insecta, Diptera, Drosophilidae. Gene Ontology annotation, cellular component: plasma membrane. The transcript has 5 exons. The record is from RefSeq and is a predicted model, not a curated record. Gene Ontology annotation, molecular function: ephrin receptor binding. Gene Ontology annotation, biological process: ephrin receptor signaling pathway; axon guidance.